UCAGCUGAAGACGUAAAUCAGCUGAUCGACGACUUAUUCCAGCGCCAUUCAGCAAAAUUCAGUUAGAUCUGAAUUAGAAUACCGAUAGACGAUAAAAUGUUGUUCAUCCUAGUUGCAUUUCGUCGUGACAGAGGUCCUUUUAGAACAACCAAACAAUCCAACUUUUUUGUGAUUUUGCUAAAAGAUAAUUUUGCUGUGCGAUUAUCAGUUACAUGACACAUUUGAAGGACAUGGAGGUUAUUGAAUUGGUAUCUGAUGAAGAUCAGUCAGACGGGACGGCAAAUAAAAAUAAAUCCAAAGUAUGCAACAGUAAUUGCAUCAAUUUUAAGUGUGAGUCUGGAGUAGAUAUGAUUCCAGCGCCUUCUUUUGCUUGCGCUUAUUAUGGGGUCACUAAUGAUAAGAAAAAGAAGAAACGUGUGAUAUGCAAAAAAUGCUUUAGCACUGCUCUGCAGCAUCAACAGCAACUGGUAAGAGCCUUUAUAGAAAAUAAACCACUAUUAAAUUGUGACUUUCCGGAUCAUACAAUGGAAGUUGAAAUUUCUGAUAGUGACGAGUCUGACACUGAAGAGAAAAAAGAAGGAGAUAACGGAGAACAAUAUAUACCAGAAGAUGUACUCUUAGAUAUUAAAAAUAAAUUAGAUGAUACAUUAAUGUAUAUCUCUAAAAAAUAUGAUUUAAAACACCAAACUGAGAUAGCUUGUAAGAGCCUGAAAGAGAAAUGGAACUCUAUAAAUGCAACAAAUGAGAAGCUUGAUCUGGACAUAAAAGGAUUAAUGAAAACCAUGGACAAGUUGCGUAAUGAAUUAUAUGAUGAAUAUAGGCCACAGAUCAAGAUGGUUGAAGAACUUCAGAUAACCGAUGGGCCUACAGAGACUCUUUUUCCAUUUGUGGCAACAAAAAAGGUUACACAAGUACGCCAUGCACCAAUUGCAAUGCCACAUGACAAUCAAGUGGAGAUCUUACCAAUUGAACAAGAUAGCAAUGAAAUUGUAAUUCCUAAUUUACCUCCAUGCGGGCCUCUUGUGAGAGCAAUUCCGGAUUUAAAUAGCAACGUUUAUGUCAUGAAAAGUCCUCUCAUGCCUUGGCAAAAAGCAAAGAUCCAUUGUAUAGCUUCGAAAAAUCCGUGGAGCGUUCGCGUGAGGAUAAUGCAUAAAAGAGGCUACCCGGUUUUUAAGACUAUUUACGGCAAACAUUUAGCGUUAGCUCAGGCGAGUAAGGUUCUAAUCCCGGUUGGGACACGAGUUGUUGCUAUGUUCAAUGAUGUCAUCGGCAGUAACUUCUACAGCGGAAUAAUUGCUGAGCCACCGAAAUCUCCGAAUAAGUACAGAUACUUGGUAUUUUUCGACGAUGGUUAUGCACAGUACGUCACCCACGAUGGUAUCUAUCUAGUUUUGGAGAACUCAUUGCACGUUUGGGAAGACGUGCCCAGCGAAUCGCGAGAUUUCGUGAAAAAGUACCUGGAAACAUAUCCUGAGAGGCCAAUGGUGAAACUACAAAGAGGUCAGAUAGUAAAAACCGAAUGGAAAGGCAAAUGGUGGAUCGCGAGGGCUUUACAAGUGGAUGCGAGUUUAGUACAAAUGUACUUCGAUGCCGACGGUAGGACUGAGUGGAUUUAUCGUGGAUCUACCAGACUAGGUCCGCUCUACCUUGAGUUGAUGAAAGCUUCUGCGAGACAACAGGGCAACAAGACACACCAUGUUACACCAAUCAAUGCACAUAAUCGAUUGUCUCGUCUUCCCGUUGUCUCAAAUAAAAACAAUCUGCCUUACGUCGAGUAUACGUCUAACGUGGAAGCGGAUGAGGAAAUAACACAGAAUGCACGAAUAACGAAAGCAACAGCCGCGACAAACGCAGUGCCUUAUACAUCGGCAUCUACCGCACCAGCGUCUGCUGCACCGCAACAGUCACGAGCGGUAGCCAAGAAAAGUACAGCCAAGAGACAAAACAACACAGACAAUGCAACAACAACAGCAGUAACAACGUACAAUUCUCAAAUGGAGAUGAAACCACAUCACAGUAUCGUGUUUUACCAUACCCAAAGAAAAUACGAGCCGAAGAAGUACAUUUCUCACAAAUGCGGAUCAAGAUGCAUUAAACACAUCAAGAUUUCGCAUGAUGAUUUGAAGGGGCUGCCACCGCUCUCUAUUCCCCUGUUGUGCGGCUGGCACCGACAGCUUUGUAAAUUUUCCAAAACCAAGAAGGUGAUACUGUAUCAAGCACCUUGCGGCAUCAGGCUGCGAAAUAUGGAGGAGCUGCACCGUUAUCUUCGCACCACUAACAGUAUCUUAUCUGUUGAUUUGUUUGAUUUUGACUAUUGGGUGCGUGCCUUCGCGGACUUCGUCGUGGAGAAAUGUUUCAUCAACAUCAAAGAUCUCAGUUACGGCGUGGAGAACGUGCCAAUACCGUGCGUGAACGACUUGGACCACACCCAACCGGACACCAUCAGAUAUACCACACGCAGAGAACCAACCGAAGGUGUCAAUUUGAAUCUGAAUCCAGCAUUCUUAUGCAGCUGUGAUUGUGAAGAUGAUUGUCAAGACAAGACCAAGUGCCAAUGUUGGCAAUUAACGAUACAAGGAGCAACUUUGGGUGGCAAGGUUCCGGAUACCGCUGUUGGCUAUGUUUAUAAACGUCUACCCGAACCAGUGACCACUGGAAUCUACGAGUGCAACUCGGGAUGCAAGUGUUCAGUGAGAACGUGUCUAAACAGAGUAGUCCAGCAUCCUCUCGGAUUAAAAUUGCAGGUGUUUAAAACCGGACCACGUGGUUGGGGUAUAAGAUGUCUCAAUGACAUUCCUCAUGGCGCUUUUAUUUGCAUAUAUGCAGGCAGGUUGCUCACUGAACAGGGCGCGAACGAAGGUGGCAAAAAUUAUGGUGACGAAUAUCUAGCCGAGUUAGAUUAUGUGGAGGUUGUGGAAGGUAUUAAGGAAGGCUAUGAAAGUGACGUUCUCGAAACAGAAGAGUCAAUGUCACCCACGGAUGAUCAAGAGAAGGACGACGUCUUGAGUGACGAGGAAGACACUUCGAAGGAGAACGCCAAUGAUUCGGACGAAGAUUAUAUAACCAAUUAUCUGAGAAGGAGAAAUUUGUUUGAAACAUCGGAAGCUUCGUCCAUCAGAAAGCGUUUGAGAAAACGAAAAAAGAAGAACAUGAGAGAUCCACCAGAGAGUUUCGAAGAGAGCAGCGAGGACGGAAUCACUAUAAAAGACUCAGAGAAAUCUUCUGCGAAUGAGAAUCGUUUAGCGGAUCAGGAUGGGGCUAAUGGAAGUGAUGACGAAGAUAGUAGAAACAAUUUAAGAGAACCGAGUAGAUUCGAACCGAGUGUAGAUGCAACGCAAAUAAAAAGAUCGGCAUUCAAGUCUGUAAGAGACUUUUUCGGCGAAGAUGAGGCUGUUUAUAUCAUGGAUGCCAAAACGACUGGAAAUAUCGGUCGUUAUUUAAAUCACUCCUGUGACCCAAAUGUCUUCGUGCAAAACGUUUUCGUCGAUACGCAUGAUGUACGUUUCCCGUGGGUGGCAUUCUUCGCACUACAGUACAUAAAAGCCGGCCAAGAGCUCACGUGGAAUUACAGUUAUGAUGUAGGCAGCAUACCGGGUAAAGUGAUUAUUUGCAAGUGUGGUGCGGCUAACUGCAGAGGCCGUCUUUUAUAAGCUGUGCGUUUUAUAGGUGGCUUUUUAAUCGGUGAAUCUUUUCUUUACAAAAAUAAAGUUCUCACUGACAUCGUUAAUUGAUAGUGUAUCGUUAAUGAUAAUGCAUCGUUAAUGAUAUGUAUCAAAAGUAUCAUAUCAUUUAUCAUUAUUUAUUUUUACUGAUAUCUGUGUUAUGUAAACACAUAAACUGAGAUGCAUUAUACGUAUGAAUAUGUGUGUUCUUAGAGAUUUUGUACAAUAAUUCGUAAUAUGCGUGACUAUUUCUGACAAGUUAUUUAGAAAAAAUAUGCUAUUGAUAUAACUAUUUAUAUUAUUAAAGAACAUAAGAUUUUAUAGUAUGUAGAAAAAGUAAUUUCUUUUUUUUUUAAGGACAAGGUUUGCGUAGUGAUUCAUCAUAUGUAGAACUUAAGGAAAGAAAGCAAUAUAUUCAUAACAAUGAAUGAAUGUAUUUGCUUGUUACUUUUGAUUAUUGUACAUUCUUAGCAUUCAUUAGAUACGUUAUAUGUUGGUAGCAUUACAAA
Molecule: messenger RNA, 4171 nt
Organism: Harpegnathos saltator (Jerdon's jumping ant)
Lineage: Eukaryota; Metazoa; Arthropoda; Insecta; Hymenoptera; Formicidae
Gene: egg
Product: SET domain bifurcated histone lysine methyltransferase eggless
Exons: 14
Coding region: 213-3650 (1145 amino acids)
Biological process (GO): heterochromatin organization; negative regulation of gene expression
Cellular component (GO): nucleus
Molecular function (GO): protein binding; histone H3K9 methyltransferase activity; zinc ion binding
Source: RefSeq, a predicted model, not a curated record